Prunus armeniaca (apricot) is the source of this 1017-nucleotide messenger RNA. The record is from the annotation of a GenBank genome assembly. Lineage: Eukaryota; Viridiplantae; Streptophyta; Magnoliopsida; Rosales; Rosaceae.
AUGUCUUCGAUACUUCUUCGAUCCCGUUUAGUCUCCCGGUUGUUAAAGCGUAAUCGACGCCUAUUCAGCUCCGAUGUGGCUUCAACCCCUCCCAAAGAGCCGCUCAUCGGGGCUCAAGCCCUAGUGUCCGAUCUCUCACCUCCACCGCCACCACCGCCACCACCACCUAGCACUGAGGCUUCGAACGCGUCAAGUGGAAAAGCUUGGAACUUCCUCAAGUACUCGCUCAUUGGCGCGAUCACUGGAGCCACUGCCACUGUUGGUUAUGCCUCCUAUGCAUACUCUGUGGAUGAAAUCGAGGAAAAGACGAAGGCUCUCCGGGCAGCACCUUCAAAUAUCAAGGUGGCAGAUGAUGCACCUGCUCUUGAGAAAUUUAAAAAUCGGGUAUACUCUUCUGCAAUUACAGUGCCUGCUAAAGUAGCCGAAGUUUAUAUUGAUGCAAGGAGAACGAUUGAAGAACAAAUUCGAGGUUAUACUGAACCAUAUGCAGAGAAGCUUCUUCCAGAUUUGCAUCCCAUGGAGCGACAUGUUUUUACACUUGUUUUGGAUCUCCAGGAGACAUUACUUUACUCUUACUGGACGCGAGAAAAGGGUUGGCAGACUAUCAAAAGACCUGGAGUUGAUGCUUUCUUGGAACAUCUUGCUCAGUUUUAUGAAAUCAUCGUGUAUUCAGACUAUUCUAAUAUGUAUGUAGAUCCUGUAAUGGAGAGACUGGACACAAAGCAUUGUGUAAGAUAUAGGCUAGGAAAGGCUGCCACUAAGUAUCAGAAUGGAAAACAUUAUAGGCCUGAAAAUGGUGCCAUAAUAAAGCCAUACAAGUAUGAGAUGGAUGACACAGCCCUUGUGGAUUUCAUACCAUUUCUUGAAUUUGUCGCCCGUAAUCCUCCAGCAGAUAUUAGGCAAGUAUUAGCAUCAUAUGAAGGGCGUGAUAUCCCUGCAGAGUUCAUUAGGCGUUCUAAAGAGCAUCAGAGGCGAAUGCAAGAACAGAAGCAGCAAGGUCGAUUGUGGAGACGUUGA